Messenger RNA from Aspergillus homomorphus CBS 101889, 1249 nucleotides. Its product is annotated as MIF domain protein. The record is from RefSeq and is a predicted model, not a curated record. Gene Ontology annotation, molecular function: phenylpyruvate tautomerase activity. The transcript has 2 exons. The coding region runs from base 1 to 1059 and encodes 352 amino acids. Lineage: Eukaryota; Fungi; Ascomycota; Eurotiomycetes; Eurotiales; Aspergillaceae.
AUGACUCCAAGACGCCGAUUCGAGUUCUCCUUUCGCAAGAGAUACACCGGUCCGUCCACGUCCUCUUCGAGUAUCUCUCCAACGGUUCCUGUCCUUCAAUCUCCCAUGGCCUUUCAAGCGCUAGGCUCGAGAACAAUCUCUGAAGCGACCUUGAAGCAGAAAAAUAAACUGGACAGAGCGCCUGUCAGACCGUCCAUGUUUCUUGAAGAGAAGGACGACGAUGAGAAUCAGAUAUACCCCCUCAAGCCUGGUGCUCCUGCCGAAGUCAAGCCCACUCAUCUUGAACGCAAGAGUAUGGAGAACGAGUCUGUCCUCCGUCCCAGAACCCAGCAUUUCGAAGAUCUCUUCACCACCAGAGGUCCUCUAUCCUCGCCAAGAUCUCAAGUCAGCCAUGACUCUGUGAUUGUUGUGGAGGUCAAGAUCAAUACCAGGAUCAAAGAUGACGACAUGCUUGCUUCGAUGAUCACAACACAGAUGGCACGAAUUUUCGAAAAGUCUGAGGCCUGCAUGAUGACCACAAUUCAGCAAGAUGCCUGCCUCUAUUUCGCGAACUCGAAUAUGCCAGCGUACUUGAUGAAGGUUUUUGCAUUGCCGUACCUCAUAGCACCCAUAACCAAUCUCCGCAGCACCAUCCUGAUUCAAGUUGCCCUUGAGAAAAUUAUGAGCAUUGCAUCUAACCACGGUGUCAUUUUGUUCCUUCCAAUGCCGGAGGAGAACCUUGCCACCAACGGCGUGACUGUGAUGGGUCAGAUAGCAAACCUAGAGCGUGGCACAGGGCUGUUCAGAACCAUUUCUCGAACUGUGAGCCGAAAGCUCAAAUCUGGUAGUGCACAGAGCGCACCAAUUUCAGUUGCGACGACAUCCUCAUGGACAUUUAGCGAUAAGCUCUCACCAGUAUCAGUGACCGAGAGCCAGUCUCAUGAGAGCGCAGCAUCUAGAGAGGGAAGAACGUUCAAGUUCAAGUCCAAGCCCAGGUCAACAACAAAGGCCAGGAGUUCUGUUUCUUCUGCGGCCGGUGAGGGCGGAAGUCAACCUGGCUCGUCCAAUAACGAGCAGUGAAUUUGUGUGUUGUUUUAUAUUUCAAUACUGCCCGCUUUGAUUUUGUGUCUUUCUUUCGGGUUUGUCUUGGUUUGAGCAAUUUUGUUUGUCCUUCUGUGAUUGGGCUCACUUUCCGCAGUCAUUCACUCAAUGCAGCUUUCUUGACUGAGCAUGGUCGAAUAUGACCCUUAUUUUUCCCUCUCUUUAGCUC